Octodon degus (degu) is the source of this 1385-nucleotide messenger RNA. RefSeq names its product forkhead box L1 (gene Foxl1). Bases 118 to 1134 code for a protein of 338 amino acids. NCBI's taxonomy places the organism in Eukaryota, Metazoa, Chordata, Mammalia, Rodentia, Octodontidae. Gene Ontology annotation, molecular function: RNA polymerase II cis-regulatory region sequence-specific DNA binding; DNA-binding transcription factor activity, RNA polymerase II-specific. Gene Ontology annotation, biological process: regulation of transcription by RNA polymerase II; anatomical structure morphogenesis; cell differentiation. The transcript has a single exon. The record is from RefSeq and is a predicted model, not a curated record.
AGCAGAGCCCAGGGCAGAGGCACGGAGGGCUCCGUGCAGGGCCCGCAGGCAGGGCGCAGUCCCUAACCGUCCAGGGCCGCCUGGCAGCACGCGCCGCAGCUCUGCUCCUGGAUCGCCAUGAGCCACCUCUUUGGUCCCAGGCUGCCGGCUCUGGCCACCUCGCCCAUGCUUUAUCUGUACGGCCCGGAGAGGCCCGGGCUGCCUCUGGCCUUCGCCCCCGCCGCUGCUCUGGCUGCCCCGGGUCGGGCCGAGCCGCCCCAGAAGCCGCCCUACAGCUACAUCGCGCUCAUCGCCAUGGCGAUCCAGGACGCGCCCGAGCAGAGAGUCACGCUGAGCGGCAUCUACCAGUUCAUCAUGGACCGCUUCCCCUUCUACCACGACAACCGGCAGGGCUGGCAGAACUCCAUCCGCCACAACCUGUCGCUUAACAAGUGUUUUGUCAAGGUGCCGCGCGAGAAAGGGCGGCCAGGCAAGGGCAGCUACUGGACGCUGGACCCUCGCUGCCUGGAUAUGUUCGAGAACGGCAACUACCGGCGCCGCAAGAGGAAGCCCAAGCCCGGAGCUGGGGCUCCGGAGUCCAAGCGGGCCGGCGCGGAGCUGCAGGAACGCGGCGCCAAGGUGCAGCCGCCGGCCGGGAGCGGAGAGGGACGCGCGGGCGCCGGGACCCCGGGCCACCACGCGGCCGCCGCGCGCCGCCCGGAUCUCGGGGAAAGCGGCUCUCUGCACGCGCGCCUGCACUGGCCGGGACACGAGGCCUCGGAGGAGGACCCCGGCGACGCAGCGCAGGGCGCAGCGGCAGCGCGCACGGUGGAUAGCCCGAGGACGCCCCCGCGCCCCGCCGCCCGCAGCUCGCCUGGGAGCGACAGGUCCAAGAGCUUCAGCAUCGACAGCAUCCUGGCGGGAGGGCAGGGCCACAAGCUGGCUGGAGGGAGCGAGAUCCCGGGUGCCGCCAAGCCGGGGCCCAGAGGGGUGGGCUCCUGCACCCUGGCCACCUCCCCGGAACUGCGGCCGCCUUUCAACGCCUCCCUCAUGCUCGACCCGCACGUCCAGGGCGGUUUCUACCAGCUGGGGAUCCCCUUCCUCACCUACUUCCCUCUGCAGCUCCCCGACCCGGCGGCGCUCCCCUUCCAGUAAGCCAGCAGCGCGCACUCUUUCCCUGCCCACGUCCUUAGAGCCUCUUCAGAGUCACCGCCUGGCUCCCGCGGGUGAGGGGAGGGCGUAUGUUCUUCUGCAAAUGUUCUUCUCUGGGUUCACGUGUGGGUUCCGGGCAGCGCGCUGUGGCAAGUGGGUCCGCUCGGGGUCCAGCGGGCAGUGGCUUGGGGUUUGCAAAGACCCCUCCCGCGGGCAUGGGCAGAACGCCCUGCCUUCGAGGAGCAUGAUGGUGC